ACACAAAAAUUAUGAACCUGUUGGAUAAAGGUCUUGAGAAUGAGAAUGAAGAGCAGUUGUUGCAAUGUAAAUAUAUGUAUUGGUCAAAGGAGGAAAAAAAAUUUGUGAUGCAGCAGUUACAUGACAUUUUGAAUGACGGGUAUCAACAGUUGGACAGAUAUAUCAAGACUAUUACAAAAGGGAUGGUGAAAAGUUAUACCGAUUCAGGUAUUCUAGAUUCAAGAAUCAUAGUUGAAAAAGGAUCCUCUAAAUUAAGAG
Entrophospora candida is the source of this 258-nucleotide messenger RNA. The record is from the annotation of a GenBank genome assembly. Lineage: Eukaryota; Fungi; Glomeromycota; Glomeromycetes; Entrophosporales; Entrophosporaceae.